CGUUCCUCGCUCGUAGGUGAAGGCGAAGGAAAGGCGAGAGAGGAAGAGGAGCCAGCCAGGGGAAACGGGGAAAAAGUGGAAAGGGAAAGGAAAAAAAGGAAGGGGAAAAACGAGAGAGAGAGAGAGGCGGGUUUCAAAGUCUACUGGAAGCGCGCUGCCUCCCCACUCUCGGUCUCAACGCGUAGCUUCCCCUCUUGGGAGAGAAAUCUAGGGUUUGUGUUCUGCAGAGGUUGCAGAGAGACGAUACUUUUUCUGUCUCACUCUCUGUGCGUGCCCCGUGCUACCUCAUCUUCUGUUAGGGCACAUCUCUCUCUCUCUUUCUUCCUGCCAACCCCUCUUCCUUCGGGGUUUGGAAGGACAUCUCUCUCAUUCAUGGCGGAAAAGCUUAGAGACCUCAGUCAGCCCAUCGACGUCCCACUCCUGGACGCCACAGUCGCUGCUUUCUAUGGCACGGGAUCUAAGGAGGAGAGAGCUGCAGCAGAUCAGAUACUGCGUGAGCUACAGAAUAACCCUGAUACAUGGCUACAAGUUGUUCACAUUCUUCAAAAUUCACAAAAUCUUAAUACGAAGUUCUUUGCUCUUCAGGUCCUGGAGGGUGUCAUCAAGUAUCGGUGGAAUGCAUUACCUGUUGAGCAACGAGAUGGGAUAAAAAAUUACAUAUCAGAUCUUAUUGUGCAACUUUCGAGCAAUGAGAUCUCUUUUAGGCGGGAAAGGCUUUAUGUCAAUAAACUUAAUAUUAUACUUGUUCAGGUCUUGAAGCAUGAAUGGCCUGCUAGGUGGCCUUCAUUUAUCUCUGAUCUUGUUUCAGCUGCAAAGAGUAGUGAAACAAUAUGUGAGAAUUGCAUGGCUAUUUUAAAGCUUCUGAGUGAGGAGGUCUUUGAUUUCUCAAGAGGAGAGAUGACACAGCAAAAAAUCAAAGAAUUAAAACAAUCACUGAACAGUGAGUUUAAACUUAUUCAUGAGCUAUGCUUAUACGUGCUGUCUGUGUCUCAAAGAACGGAACUUAUAAGGGCAACACUUGCAACACUUCAUGCAUUCUUGUCAUGGAUCCCUCUGGGAUAUAUUUUCGAGUCUCCACUGCUGGAAACACUUUUGAAAUUCUUCCCAGUUGCAUCUUACAGAAACUUAACACUACAAUGUUUGACGGAGGUGGCUGCCCUUCAAUUUGGAGAUUUCUAUGAUAGUCAGUAUAUCACCAUGUAUACAGUUUUUAUGGUUCAGUUACAGAUAAUUCUUCCACCAGGGACCAAUAUACCUGAAGCAUACAAUAAUGGUUCCAGUGAGGAGCAGGCAUUUAUUCAGAAUCUAGCUCUUUUCUUCACUUCUUUUUUCAAGUCUCGCAUUCAAAUUCUUGAGACCACUUCUGAGAACCGAGCUGCUCUUCUCAUGGGUCUGGAGUACUUAAUUGGAAUCUCUUAUGUUGACGACACAGAGGUUUUCAAGGUUUGCCUAGACUACUGGAAUUCAUUGGUUUUGGAGCUUUUUGAAGCACAUCAUAGUGUAGAUAAUCCUUCAAGUUCUGCAAGCAUGAUGGGGCUUCAGGUCCCUUCAUAUACCGGUAUGGUUGAUGGUCUUGGUUCGCAACUCUUACAGAGACGUCAGUUGUAUUCUGCUCCAAUGUCGAAACUGAGAAUGCUUAUGAUUUGCCGUAUGGCCAAGCCUGAAGAAGUUCUAAUUGUAGAGGAUGAAAAUGGAAAUAUUGUCCGUGAAACUAUGAAAGACAAUGAUGUCCUUGUUCAGUACAAGAUUAUGAGAGAGACACUUAUCUACUUGUCUCAUCUGGAUCACGAAGAUACGGAGCAGCAGAUGUUGAAGAAGCUAACCAAACAAUUGAAUGGAGAAGAAUGGACUUGGAAUAACUUAAAUACCCUCUGUUGGGCCAUUGGGUCAAUAUCUGGGUCUAUGAUGGAGGACCAGGAAAACAGAUUUCUGGUUAUGGUCAUUCGCGAUUUACUGAACCUGUGUGAGCUUACAAAAGGGAAGGAUAACAAGGCUGUGAUAGCAAGCAACAUCAUGUACGUGGUUGGUCAAUACCCACGAUUCUUGAGGGCUCACUGGAAAUUUCUGAAGACUGUUGUGAAUAAGUUGUUUGAGUUUAUGCAUGAAACGCAUCCUGGAGUUCAGGAUAUGGCAUGUGAUACAUUCUUGAAGAUUGUUCAGAAGUGCAAGAGGAAGUUUGUGAUUGUGCAGGUUGGAGAAAGUGAGCCAUUUGUAUCUGAGCUUUUAACAGGUCUUUCAACUACUAUUAUGGAUCUUGAGCCCCACCAAAUUCAUACAUUCUAUGAGUCGGUUGGUCAUAUGAUUCAAGCAGAAUCUGAUCCUCAGAAGAGAGAUGAAUAUCUGCAGAGGUUAAUGCAGUUCCCUAACCAGCGGUGGGCAGAGAUAAUUGGCCAAGCACGCCAAAGUGUUGAUUUUUUGAAAGAUCAGACUGUUAUUAGAACCGUACUUGACAUACUGCAGACAAACACCAGUGUUGCUAGUUCGUUGGGGACAUAUUUUUUAUCUCAAAUAUCAUUGAUAUUUUUGGAUAUGCUUAAUGUGUACAGGAUGUACAGUGAACUCAUCUCAAGCAGCAUAGCUGAAGGAGGUCCAUAUGCAUCAAGAACAUCCUAUGUGAAACUUCUGAGAUCAGUUAAGAGAGAGACAUUGAAGCUGAUUGAAACUUUUGUAGACAAAGCAGAAGAUCAGUCUCAGAUAGGAAAACAGUUUGUGCCACCAAUGAUGGACCCUGUUCUUGGUGAUUAUGCUAGGAAUUUGCCAGAUGCUCGAGAAGCAGAAGUUCUAUCAGUUUUUGCUACCAUAAUAAACAAGUACAAAAGUGUCAUGACAGAGGAUGUUCCUCGCAUAUUUGAAGCUGUUUUUGAGUGCACGCUUGAGAUGAUUACCAAGAACUUUGAAGAUUAUCCCGAGCAUAGGCUGAAGUUUUUCUCAUUGUUACGUGCUAUUGCUACUCAUUGUUUUAAUGCUCUCAUUCACCUAUCAAGUCAGCAAUUGAAGCUUGUAAUGGAUUCAAUAAACUGGGCAUUUCGGCAUACUGAAAGAAAUAUUGCUGAGACUGGUCUCAACCUGUUAUUGGAAAUGCUGAAAAACUUUCAGUCCUCGGAGUUCUGCAAUCAGUUUCACAAAGCCUAUUUUCUGACAAUUGUGCAAGAGAUAUUUGCUGUCCUGACUGAUACAUUUCACAAGCCUGGUUUCAAGCUGCAUGUUUUGGUUUUGCAGCAUUUGUUCUCACUGGUUGAUUCCGGUUCAUUGACAGAGCCACUGUGGGAUGUAACUGCUGUUCCUUAUACUUAUCCAAACAAUACAUUUUUUGUCCGUGACUACACCAUAAAACUGCUUGGGACAUCUUUCCCAAACAUGACAACAGUAGAGAUAACGCGCUUUGUUGAUGGACUUUUUGAAUCGAGGAAUGACCUUCCAACCUUCAAAAACCAUAUUCGUGAUUUCCUUGUUCAAUCCAAAGAAUUUUCUGCUCAGGAUAACAAGGACCUCUAUGCUGAAGAAGCAGCUGCUCAGAGAGAGAGGGACCGGCAACGGAUGCUUUCAAUUCCAGGUCUCAUUGCCCCUAGUGAGCUCCAAGAUGAGAUGGUGGAUUCAUAGCUGUUGGACUGAUGCUCAGCCAAUUAGUGUUCUUUCACCAUUUAUUCCAAGAAGCCUUGUUGAUAAUUGCCAGGUUUGAUUCGAUGACCAGUCCUAAACCGUAUCAAGCAAAUGCUUUUUUGAGUGUAAUGUUGAUAUGCUCCUGGACAAGAGCUGUCUGUGGACUACUGAUGAUGCUUGCAGGAUGGUGGUGAUGGUGGUGUUAGUUGAGGUAGCGAUGGCUCUCUGGUUACGCUGGUAACAUUUUGAGUGGUGUUUACCAAAGUCCAGUUGGCGUUUAUGCUCGAACUGGCUGCGGGUGUUGUGCUUCCAGACUAGAUGUUGCCUGUAACUUUCAAGUGUUUGCAGAAAUAGUUGUUUCUGCCAAAGCCCUUUUUGUAUUCUUAGAUGCUUUAUGGUUCUCCUAUUUUCUUGUUAUUUGUUCGGUGCAGUGUUGGUGGUGAGAAGUACUCUUGUAAUUGAGCUUUGCAGGGUGGAUCUUAGAUGUGUUGAUGGAUGGGAACCUAGAUAACAUUGAAAAGAAUGAACAAAAUCAAUAGUUUCAUUUAUUCUACUGAUUUUA
This is a messenger RNA of Nymphaea colorata (pocket water lily), 4162 nucleotides long. RefSeq names its product protein EXPORTIN 1A. Gene Ontology annotation, molecular function: nuclear export signal receptor activity; small GTPase binding. NCBI's taxonomy places the organism in Eukaryota, Viridiplantae, Streptophyta, Magnoliopsida, Nymphaeales, Nymphaeaceae. The transcript has 32 exons. The record is from RefSeq and is a predicted model, not a curated record. The coding region runs from base 373 to 3600 and encodes 1075 amino acids. Gene Ontology annotation, cellular component: nucleus; cytoplasm. Gene Ontology annotation, biological process: ribosomal small subunit export from nucleus; protein export from nucleus; ribosomal large subunit export from nucleus.